AUGAAGAAAUCGGCUAGCACCACUUCCAAUUCUUCGGAACCAGCAGCUAAGAAACACAAACCAAACGAUACGCCACCGAAACAAACAGUAGAUAAGGGUGAUGGUGGUGGUCACGAAGACUAUGUGGCACUGUUCAAGGCAGAUCGUAAAGCGACCGCAAAAUCGAUACUGGAUUUUGAUUUUAGCAAGAAACGUGUUCGCAUUCUCUCGGACGCCAAAAGCGUUGAGGAUGGCAAGUGUGGCGUGCUGUACUGGAUGUCCCGUGACGUUCGGGUGCAGGAUAAUUGGGCGUUCCUUUUCGCCCAAAAGUUGGCCCUGAAGAACGAUUUGCCGCUGCACGUUUGCUUUAAUUUGGUGCCGAAAUUUCUGGACGCCACCAUUCGCCAUUUCAAGUUCAUGCUGAAGGGCCUGGAAGAGGUGGCCGACGAGUGCCGCAAGCUUAAUAUUCAGUUUCAUCUGCUGCGCGGUAAUGCCGGCGAUAAUGUGCCGGCAUUCGUCAAGAAGCACAAGAUCGGUGGGGUAGUGUGUGAUUUUAGCCCGCUGCGUGUACCGAUGAAGUGGGUUGACGAUGUAAGGCAGGCACUCCCUGUGGAGGUGCCACUGUGUCAGGUUGAUGCGCACAACAUUGUGCCGGUGUGGGUGACGUCGGACAAGCUGGAGUAUGCGGCCCGUACGAUACGGAACAAGGUGAACAACAAUCUUCCCACGUACCUGACACCAUUUCCACCGUUAGUGAAGCAUCCGUUUGCGGCCAAAUUUGAGGCUGAACCAAUAAAUUGGACCAAAGUGCUGGAUACGCUGCAGGUUGACCGAUCCGUGGAUGCUGUUGAAUGGGCCACGCCGGGCUACGUCGGUGGUGUGAAAACGCUGCAAAGCUUCGUGGAAAAGCGUUUGGGCAAGUUUAACGACAAGCGUAACGAUCCGACCGAGAACGCACUGUCGAAUCUAUCGCCUUGGUUUCACUUCGGCCAGAUCUCGGUUCAGCGGGCCAUUCUGACCGUGAAAAAGUUUGGAAAACGGUACAGCGAAAGUGUUGCAUCCUUCUGCGAGGAAGCGAUCGUUCGCCGCGAGCUGUCGGACAAUUUCUGUUUCCAUAACAAAAAUUACGACAAUCUGAAGGGCGCUUACGAUUGGGCCCGCAAAACGUUGGACGAUCAUCGGAAAGAUAAACGGGUGUAUUGCUACACUAGGGAGGAGCUCGAAACGGCCAAAACGCACGAUGAUUUGUGGAACUCGGCACAGCUUCAGAUGGUGAAGGAGGGUAAGAUGCAUGGCUUCUUACGAAUGUACUGGGCCAAAAAGAUACUGGAGUGGACCAAAUCGCCAGAGGAAGCGCUUGAAACGGCCAUCUAUCUGAACGACCGGUACAGUCUGGAUGGGCGCGAUCCGAACGGGUACGUCGGUUGCAUGUGGUCGAUCGCAGGAAUUCACGAUCAAGGGUGGAAAGAGCGUGAGAUUUUCGGAAAGAUUCGGUACAUGAACUAUGAGGGAUGUAAGCGCAAAUUUAACGUCAACGCGUUUGUGGUGCGUCACGGAGGCAAAGUCCAUCGUCGCAAGUGAA
Molecule: messenger RNA, 1561 nt
Organism: Anopheles maculipalpis
Lineage: Eukaryota; Metazoa; Arthropoda; Insecta; Diptera; Culicidae
Gene: phr
Product: deoxyribodipyrimidine photo-lyase
Exons: 1
Coding region: 1-1560 (519 amino acids)
Biological process (GO): photoreactive repair
Molecular function (GO): deoxyribodipyrimidine photo-lyase activity
Source: RefSeq, a predicted model, not a curated record